GUUUGUUCUUCCUCAACAUUCAGCGCUCAGCGCUCAGCCCAAGUAUUAGACUGUCGUUUGCAACAGAUAUUCUUGCUACUGAGGCGUACCCUAACCUUCCGGGUCGGAUACGGCCAACAAACUACGGUUCUUCCCGGGCAUGGAGAAUGAUCCAGGGUCGGUUGCUGAACAACGCGCCAAUGCGGUUGCAAAGCUCAAACGCGCUGCAUCUUUACCACGACUGAAAAAUGGAAGGCGGCCCCAGAUGCACAAUGAAGUUGUUAGCGAAGGCGAGAAAACCCUGCAUGAUGAUGUCCAGGAUCCAUCACAGGACACACCCCCCGAGUGCGUCUCCAAUAGCGACUACAAGCCGAUCGUACAGCCCGAAGAGAACCCAGGGUCGCCUGAGCCGUCGAAUGUAAACCGUAAACGCCGCUCACGUUCACGUUCACGUUCUAGGGGUUCCAAGGAUCUCAGAAAAUUCAAACCUCCUCAGUCUCCUUUGCCAACGUCUGUUACGCCCAGCAACGAUUCUUCUCCUGACGAUUCACCACCCUCGCGAGCUGAAUACCUUCCACAUUCAAUUCUCGCACCAAUACCCUCCCAUCUUAAUCCGUUACCCAAUUCUCCGUUCAUUUUACCUGGUUUCUUAACGGCAGAGAACCCUUUUCUACCUUCUGUACCUUCUGGUGCUUCUUCUCCUAUCCCAAGACUUCCCACAUUGGAGGCUCUGGUGUCACGUCAAGGGCUUCAACGAUCGAAUAGUGCAGGUGCAGCCCGCAUGCUAACUUUACAGAGCACAUUACAAAAGCUCACGGGUGGCACGGAAUUAAUGGAUUCAACAUUUCCAUCUCCAGCAAUGUCGCCUCCGCCUUCUGGCACUAAACUCGGUCGGAACAAUACUGUAUCUGGUGGGGAAAGCAGCGAACGUAGCACUGCUCGGAGGCUUAUGAUGGCUCAACUGAACAAGAGGAUGAUAAAGGAGACGGAUAUAGAAGAGGAAGAUCCUCGACCAUUCAGCCCUUCAAAGCGACGCCAGAGACGACGUUCAAAACGUCAGUCCGCUAAUCGUCCUGUGGUGUCGACCACAGAUGAAUCCGAUCUUGUUUCGACCAACGAUGCCACGCCAAACCGUUCCAACACCCCUCAAACUCAACCCGAUGAAUUAGCCCCCAACGUCCAGCGCACAUCUUCCAGCACUCCCAUACCCCCGAUACCAAUAUAUCCUCUUGCAACCCCAAGCAUCAACCUCAACGAAACCAUCAACUCCAGCCGUCAAUCCACUCCUGUGCGAGCUGUGCCACCCACUCACUUUGAUCACGCUGCCAAAAAAAGACGGGAGAGUGUUCUGAUAGAGGAUCCAGAUGACGAAGACCGGAUUCCUCCACAGUCGACGUAUUAUGGAUUACCAGGUGCUCCGAGUCGGCCGCAUCCUAGCCUUUCUCCUCGCCUUCCCCAUUCAUCAGACUCCACUGACUCACCACUUCUUGAUGUAACGAAUGUACCGAUAUUCCUGGCCCCCCAUCUUGAGAGGACUCCGUCUCGGCAAGCCAGAUUCCCUUCUAGUCCCUUCGCGAGACCUCAUAAGGAGAUAUCGUUGUCGUCUGACCAGGAGGAGGAACGCGAUCAGGAGGAGGAGGAAUUCUUUCCAACAGAAGCUUUUCGACGGUCUCCAUAUCAUGAUGGUCUUAACCGAGAAAUCAGUUGGGUGGCAGAGCCAGUGCCGGAAACCCCCAUGCCUGUGCACGAAGAGACAGAAGAGGAGGAGGAUGACGAACCGCUGCAGGAUGAGCCGGCCCAGCAAAUCACCGAAGAUGAAGAUGAUCAUCCGCCUCCGGAUUCGCCAAGAGAAGGGUUUAAUACUCAGAUCGAGGAACCAUCAUCUCGCGCAUCAUCGGAUUCAAAGGAACUUGUUGUGGAAUUAGAGACAUCUCCCUUGCCUACUCCCGCAUUCACUUCGCCGACACCCUCCUCAUUUGCCAACCUGCCUAACACCGCUUCCAUGCUCCGAAACAGUGAUGAAUCAGAUUCUCAACAGUACCCUCAGCGGCUUUCGGUAGCUAUUCGCAUGCACAGCGAUAAAUCUCCGGUUGUAACUGAGCCUGAGUCGACCGAUCCCCAAACAGUCCGGGCAGAGACUCCCUCCAGGCGCGAAGGUAGCACAUGGAGCAAGAUCGUCCAUUCCUUGACGAGGAGUGCUUCAAGUAGCGGGCGCCGGUCUCGGACGAACUCAAUUGCGACAAGGGAGAGAAGACAGCACACUGACUCUAGCAUCAGCCGGGAGAGUGGAGUGAGUCUUCCAAGUCCGAAAAUUGAUAAGAACGACAGCAUCAGUUCGACUACAUACCCACACGGCCAGCCAUCCUCAGCGUCGACUUCGGUACAUUCAUUGGUCCAAACCGCUCCUCCCAGCAGCGGAGUAUCCCCUGUUCCCAUGACUCCCUCCACUGAUCCUCUGGCGAAGUAUACACACGAAAAACUCAUGCCUUUCCCCGGGAUCAAGAAGCUGCAAGAGCAAUGGAACCGUCAACCUCACUUUUCGUCUACUCCUGAUAUCAUUCUGUCGCAUCAUGUUGAGGCUGAUAUACCGCUGCCAUCGAGUUCUUCCAGUAAUACCCCUUCUAAUUCUCCCGAGAUAAAUGGGGACAGGAAGCUAACACACCAGGCAUCAGAUACCCAUCUGUUGCAUAUCUACAAGGCUCAAGCACCACCACUUUCUGCCUCUGCAUCCACAUCCUCUCAUGACCACUACCAGCAUGGCAGUCCCCACUCACCGUCCUCCAUUAUGCUGAAAUCCCUUCCAACUAACCGAGAUGGGGUCCGGAGAUGGCUCAGUGCCAGGAAGUUGUUCCCCCAGCCUUCACAGUCGCCGGUAGGCAAUUCGCCUCCGACGCCUAGUCCUGAACCGAAACCCGCAGUAGCGUCGAAGAAGCCAUCACUCUCUGACCUAUUCCGAUUGCGGAAGGAGAAUGAUUUGUCCGCUGAGCUCCAAGAUGAAUGGGUAGAUGUUGAUCGUGACAAAUCACGCAGUUCUGUUGGCAAUGGGCAGCUAAAGAAGGCGAAUGGUGAAUUCUCCCCGACCAGUCCAAACGAUAGCUUUAUCCGUGACGAGCUUCAGAAGACGCCGCGAGCGAGUAAAAUCGCUAGGCCUAACGGCCAGCCAUACUCUGCCACAGAUAUCUCCCUAAUACCUCUCACUCCGGCAACCCCUUCUCCCCCUGAAUUUCCAUCUACCACACCUGAGCCUUGGUCUUCACUAUCCGACUACCCCCAUCUUACAACAUCCGAGUCUUCUUCGUCCAAGACUUCCUCGCAUUAUUCAAAUUACCCUGCGAAAGGCGGCAUACUGUUGGAGCGCUUGAAUGACAUGCUGGGCCGAGGUUCAAGAAGCCCGGUAUGGCUAUCUGCCAUUGAUGAGCCUCCGCGAAGAUUUCUACGAUGUUCUCCAGUCUUCCAGGUCGUGAAUUCUAACAUCUGCAAGGAUCGCUUCCUCUUCCUGUUCAACGACAUUCUCGUCAUUGCCAAACCUCGUGCUGAGGAUUCCGAUACGUUCCUCGAGGUGACGAAGCCUAAUCCUGCUGAUCGGAAGUUCACCGUCAAGAAUGUGGUAUUGCUGCGACAACUCUGCUUCACCAGCGAGCGUGAGGAGCCGUGUUCGAGAGCCAUCCCAAGAACUCCUGCAGUACAAGCCUUUGUCGAACAGUUCUCCAUAGAUUCGGAUAAUGCAGUCACAUUGCUCUUCAGCAGCUUGGAUCAUCGCGACGAUCCUGCUGCACUUGCGCAACUCCUGUUCAGAACACCACAUAUUGACAGGGUACAGCUCGGUGAUUUUUUGUCGCGGCGUACAAGCCGUGUUGUGCUCAAGCAUUAUCUUGACGCCUUCGGGUUUAUGGGAAUGAGGGUGGACAAAGCCCUCCGGUUGUUCCUUCAGUCUAUUCACAUCCCGGAACGGGGCAGCCACGGUAUCACUCCUCUCGACGUUCUUCUCGAGCCGUUCGCGAAUCGGUGGUAUGAGGCAAACGCAAUCCACAUCUCUUACGACAAAGAUUUGGCCUACCGCUUCACGAGAGCCAUCGUGCAGCUGAACGACGUCCUGCAUGGUGCUAUCUCUCAUGAGCCGGGUCAGAUGGGGCAUCCUAAAAGGAAUAUUACUGCAAGAGACUUCCUUGAGGCUUUCCGACGUCAUGACAAUCGCCUGUCGGAUGAGUUAUUGGGAGAUGUCUAUGAUUCCAUCCGUCGUGAGCGCCUGUGCCAGGCGCGCAACUCAACGUCUGGCGGCCCACCAGAGAUCACUGUCACCUUCAAACGCACACUUCCUCCGCGACUCACCUACCGGGUUCAGUCAGAGCCAGUCGUCAUCCGUAUCCCACAACCAGAUCCACAGUUCAGUAUUGAGUUGUUUGGGCACGAUUUGGUGUUUGACCCACCUGUAUUGUCAUUUGCGAAGUCGGCAGAAGCUUCCUUCCGGGUGACGGGGCGCUCUUUUGGACUGAAAACAAUGUCCAUGCUGCGGUCAGGUCCGAAUGCCCUACUAUAUGCUGGCCUAGCCCAGAGUUACACCAUAGCAGUGGAGCGCGCUUUCAUGCGCAACACCUUUCAGGUGGCAUUUUUGGAUCACAAUGGAGCCAAGCGCAAAUAUAUGUUCAGUGUCACCGACCCUGUUGUUCGCCACGAGUGGGCAGUUUCGCUCAAACGGGAAAUUGAUGCCUCUGUCGUAGCCGCUGAUCAUCCCUACGGCAUAAACUGGCCGUCCCCGCAGACGGCUCGGUUUUAUAAAGCAUCGUACAACAUGUCUUUCAAGGUGUUGCAGGAUACCCUACUCAAGCCAUCCGCUUCCCUGAGCGACACCAGUCCAUUUCCUUCUAAAGUUGACCACGCACUAGCGCGCCUCACCUCAUCCGGCCUUCAUGCCCGCGACCAAUCCAAAACAUCUGUUCGACUCGGUGUGAACUGUACAUCGGAGCCAGUGCGCUCAAAGUCUCGGAGCAAGGUGUACCAUCGCCAUGGACCUGGAAAGAUGGAGUCGGAAGGCAACACCCUUGGUUUCCCUCACGAGAGCAGCGACGAUUGCGGAGAUGAUCCUGACACGCAACUCAGGUCGGAUGAUCAAUACUGGUCAGGAAAAGAUUUAGCGAUGUACUGCCAGCAAAAUAGCUCUAUCGCCCUUUUGCUGGCAUACCUGCAAGUCAGCACGCCAGAUGCUAACGGCUCACAAUGACAGUCUUGUUUCGGUGAGACUCUUGCUUUGUUGUAUAUGCCAACCACUAAAACUUUGACUCAGUGUCUCGUGUUUGUUCCCGAUC
Messenger RNA from Suillus discolor, 5282 nucleotides. RefSeq lists its product as uncharacterized. The transcript is spliced from 4 exons. Lineage: Eukaryota; Fungi; Basidiomycota; Agaricomycetes; Boletales; Suillaceae. Bases 140 to 5197 code for a protein of 1685 amino acids. The record is from RefSeq and is a predicted model, not a curated record. Gene Ontology annotation, molecular function: guanyl-nucleotide exchange factor activity. Gene Ontology annotation, biological process: regulation of ARF protein signal transduction.